Molecule: messenger RNA, 1371 nt
Organism: Leptopilina boulardi
Lineage: Eukaryota; Metazoa; Arthropoda; Insecta; Hymenoptera; Figitidae
Product: dynein axonemal heavy chain 7-like
Exons: 7
Coding region: 88-1371 (427 amino acids)
Source: RefSeq, a predicted model, not a curated record
CGCUGAGGUCAGGUUGUUAUUGUCAUUUAAAAUGAAGAAUUAAAUUAAAGUUAAAUAAAAAUGAACAAGUCUUAAUUUAAAGAAAAAAUGCAUUCUAAUUACAUGGUUGAUGAAAAAUGCAAAGGCAAAAAGAAAAUGAAAUCUCAAAAAAGAUCUGCACAUCUUCUAAAUACAAUAAAGUUGCCUAAUAUAAUAAAUACUAAAAUUGAACCGCUUUUUAAAUUUCCUGACGAUUUAUUGGAAGAUGUGCCAUUAAGAAAAAAAUUAAAACUAAAAAAUAAUGAAUCUGAGCUUUCAAAGAAAAAGGAGAAAAAAUGUUUAUUGAAAUAUUCAUACACAGAGGAACGAUUGAAAAAGGAACAAUUUCGAAGACAACUGAUUGAACUAAUUGUGAAACCAGAACUUUCUGAAACUGAGAGAUUGAACAGUAGAGAUAAAUAUAUUAAUAGAUACUAUUAUUAUAUUCAGAAUGGAAUCAAUACCAUUCACGUUACUACAUUUGAAGCUAAAAUCGUAGAUAAUAUUAUGAUUUUGAUUUCACCACAAUUUCGUAAUCGAUUUAAUGAAUCUCUAAACAAUUUAUUAAAGGAAGUUGAGGAUGAAUUCAUUGUUUCAAUGAAAAAAUCAAUUGUAGAAUUUGCAUUUAAAGAUCCAUUUGAAAAUGAAUUUCCACAGGAAACUCUGACAAAGGAAAGAAUAGAAAUUAAAAAUUUAUUAUUUAAAAAUAGAAAAUUUUUUGUGUCUAGUCAGAUAAAAAUGAGUAAAAAUUUACAUUUGAUAAAUCCAUGCAUGAGACAGACUCUCGAUGAAUGGUUUCAUAAUUAUCGAAACUUUCGCUUGAUUGAUCUCGAGAAAAUAAAACAACAUACUGAAAGUUGGAAUUUGAUGGAUUUUCAAAAUGUAGUCGUCCAUCAAAUCAAACGCUCUAGGAAAAAUCUUUUAAACACCUGGUUCAAUGGAGUGCAGAAUAUUUUUCUUGAGCCUUUUGUAAAUCGAAGUUUUAAAUUGAACAUAAUCGUGAGAGAAAAAGAACCUUUAUUUGAGCCAUUAACUAAGAACUUUGAAGAUGUAUUUUGCAGUAUCUUGAAUGCUAUUUGUGAAGCAGUUACAGGCUUUGACAGACUAGAAUCUCAGUUGUACCUUGAUUGGAAUGGCCCUCCGGCUUUUCUUAAGCCACAAGUUUCAUGGAAAGUAGUCGAGACUUAUAAAAAGGAAAUCGCUUUUACAAUUGAUGAAAAGAAAGUCGAGCCCGAGGAAUAUCUCAAUAAAAUUCGCAGUUUCAUUGAGACUGUGACAAAUAAUGUGAAAUCUUUUAAAAUUGCAAUUGUUAAUCAAUUAGUAACUCAAUAUCAGACCGUUGCAAAUAGGUAA